AUGGCCGAAAUGAUUCACAAUAACCUACCGGUAUUUGACGACAAGGGUUACGAUGAUUGGUGCGUGAAAAUGGAAGCGAUUCUUCGGUUUCAAGAAGUUGAUGAAAUAGUGAAGAAAGGUUUUCAAGAACCUUCGAAAGGCGAUUCAGAAGAGGUAUCAAAAGCUGCCACGACCAAAGAAGUUUGGGACAUUCUGCAGGAUGGUUAUGGUAAUUCCAGCAAGGUGAAGAAGGUCUGUUUGCAGUCCCUACAGAGACAAUAUGAGCUCCUAUGCAUGGGGGAGCAGAAAAUGGUGGUGGAGUACAUUGGCAGAAUUCAGAUCGUGGUGACUACUAUGAGAGCAUGUGAUAAGGUUGUUAAGGACAAAAAGAUUGUCGAGAAGAUACUUCAAACCUUAACACCACAGUACGAUCACAUCAUGGUUUCCAUAGAGGAAUGCAAGGAUCUUGAAACGAUGAAAGUGGAAGAACUGCAGAAUUCUUUGGAGGCGCAUGAGCAGAGAUUAAUCGAAAGGAAGAAUACGGAAAAGGCGUUGGUUCAAGGCACAAAUCAAGCCUUGCAAGCCAUAAGUAAUCAAAGCUUCAAGAGCCGAGGAGUUGGAAUAGGCAGAGGACGGACACGCAGUGGCCGAACUGGUGGUAAAAGCAUAAACUUCUCUGAUUAG
Messenger RNA from Vigna angularis (adzuki bean), 663 nucleotides. RefSeq lists its product as uncharacterized. Lineage: Eukaryota; Viridiplantae; Streptophyta; Magnoliopsida; Fabales; Fabaceae. Bases 1 to 663 code for a protein of 220 amino acids. The transcript is spliced from 2 exons. The record is from RefSeq and is a predicted model, not a curated record.